UCUCUGGGUAUGCAGCAGUGAGUCCCAUCCUAUCUUCAGUCCCGUUAAGAGACCUCUCUCUGUCGGAUAAAUGGAGACAACCUGAGCCUCUGGAUUCACGGUCAACUGCCGAUUUCUGUGUUUCCAAAACAAGAAAAACAACCACCACGCCUCACAGCUCUCGAGGUUGUCUGCAACUCUUCGGACUCGACUAAUCCGUCACAUCUCAGGCUGUCAGAUGGAGAACGACGUGGAGGACAUGUGGGAGAAGGUGGAGUGCAAACGAUACGAACUGUGUUGCAUCAUCUCCCCGGCAAAACUCACCCCGUACCUCCGCCAGUGCAAAGUCCUGGACGAACAAGAUGAAGACGAGAUCCUCAACUCCAGGCUGCUCGUCUCCAAAGCAAACCGCACAAGCCGUCUACUUGACAUCCUCCACACUAAAGGAGAGCGAGGAUAUGUGGCUUUUCUGGAGAGUCUGGAGUUUUACUACCCGGAACUGUACAAGCUGGUCACGGGGAAAGAUCCCACCCGACGCUUCUCCACCAUCGUGGUGGAGGAGGGUCACGAGGGUCUGACACAGUUCCUGAUGAACGAAGUGAUGAAGCUGCAGCAGCAGUCUAAAGUCAAGACCCUGCAGCAUGUCGAGCUCAGCCGGAAAAACUGCACUCUGGAGGACGAACAGAAGAAACUUCGGCUGGCCAAUCAAGAGCUGCAGGCCUUCCAACAGAGGUACAAUAAAUUGAGAGAAGAAAGAAAUACCUACAGUGACGAGCUGCUGAGAGUAAAAGAUGAAAACUACAAACUGGCCAUGAGGUACGCCACACUGAGUGAAGAGAAGAACAUGGCAGUGAUGAGGAGCCGAGACCUGCAGCUGGAGAUUGAUCAGCUAAAGCACAGACUGAACAAGGUGGAGGAAGAGUUUAAGAUGGAGAGGAGGCAGAGUCUCAAGCUGAAGAAUGACAUGGAGAACCGGCCAAAGAAAGAGCAGAUCUUUGAGCUGGAAAAAGAGAACAAAAUGCUGAAGAUUAAACUGCAGGACCUGCAGUCCAUCAUACAACCUGGUCCCCUGCCGGCGUCAGACAAGGCCAUCCUCGACAUUUUGGAGCACGACAGACAGGAAGCGCUAGAAGACAGACAAGAUCUUGUCAACCGCCUUUACAACCUCCACGAAGAAGUCAGGCAGGCAGAAGAACUUCGAGAUAAGUAUCUGGAAGAGAAGGAGGAUUUGGAGCUGAAGUGCUCCACAUUGCAGAAGGACUGUGAGAUGUAUCGUAAUCGCAUGGACACCAUCACCAUCCAGCUGGACGAAGUGGAGAAGGAGAGGGACCAGGCAUUUCGAGCCCGAGACGACGCCCAGCAUCAAUUCUCCCAGAGUCUUAUUGACAAAGAUAAGUAUCGCAAACAGAUCAGAGAGCUGGAGGAAAAGAGCGAUGAACUUCAUAUAGAGAUUGUUCGAAAAGAAGCCAAGCUGGUCACACUAGAGUCCCGCCUGCGACGUCUGUCCAAAGAUAUUGUUUUGGACCAAGUUGGGAGUCUGCCCAGAGACAUGUCUCUGGCAAUCAUCUCGAAGAGGGAAGGGUUAAAACCAGGCCCUGGCCAAUCAGAAUGGUCCAGUGAUGAGUCACCCGAGGACAAGUUCCUACCUGAUGAGCCUCGCCUUAAACGCAGACUCAACCUCAAAGCAGUGAUCAGAGUGAAGUCUCCAAUCUGUGUACCCAAAGACCUUGAAACCGAGUCAGAGGCCGCUCAACCUGCAGUUCUGUCAGUCAACGGAGGAGAUUGUCUUGAAAUCCAGACAAGGAACUUCCACAGCAACUCCCUCCCUCCCUCCCCGAGCUUCAUGAUGUCCCCGACAUAUCCUACCUCCUCUGCUCCCCCCCUCUCUUCCUCCUUCCCUUCAACCCCCCCUCCAAUUUCCUUGACACCCGUGGAACAGCCCAACAGGCCAAAUAUGCUGCGUUACCGUAAUUACAGCAUCCAGUCCACACAACCUGAGCCGCCAGAUAAAUCGUCGCUUUACCGCAGGGAGAGGGAGAAAGAAAACGACUUUCAUCCCCGCAGCCUCUCUGAUUUUGAUAGUGACAACAUGGAGAUGGAGUUUGACGAUGAAGUACGGCAGGGUCCACCUUCUGUCCACUCAUCUUCCUCGUCCUAUCAGUCAGAAACUAUGGACACUUACGACCUGGAGCAAGUCAACAACAUAUUCAGGAAACUCUCCCUUGAGAGGCCGUUUCGUCCGUCUCUGUCCUCCUUCUCGAGGAUCAGCUCUUCCCUGAAGCCAGUGCAGGAGCUGUCGCUGCAAGGCGAUAACUUGAUGAAGGACAUCACUCUGGUCGGGGGUAACGAGAGUGGGAUAUUCAUCUCGUCUGUCCAGUCAGGCUCCAUCGCUGAGAAGGCUGGGCUACGAGAGGGCCACCACCUCCUGUUGCUCGAAGGAUGCAUACGUGGGGAGAACCAAAGCGUUUCAUUGGACACCAGCACUCAGGAAGAGGCCCAUUGGACGCUGCAGCACUGCUCUGGACCGGUCAGGCUGCACUAUCGAGCCAACUUCGACACUUACCGUCGUCUUCAGAGGGACUUAGAGGAAACGCUGGCUUCUGGCGACUCUUUUUACAUACGGGUCAACCUCAACAUAUCCGGCCAAUCAGACAGCUGCUCUCUGAGCGUGCGCUGUGAUGAGGUGGUGCAUGUGCUGGACACCUGGCACCAGGGCCGCUGUGAAUGGUUGUGCGCUCGCGUCGACCCGUACGCUGGCUCCGACUUGGUCGACCGGGGAACCAUACCCAGCAACUCAAGGGCCCGGCAGCUGCUCCUUGUGAAGAUUCAAAGGUUAAUGUGUCGAGGGGGAAAAGACGAGAAUGAAAUCCACCGCAACAGUAGGAACAAUUUGCAGCCGGAAGAAGCCAGCCACUCUCCUGAUCCUAAAGCCAGCCCACGAAUGUCCAGAGCCAGCAUUUUCCUCACUCAAAUACUCCAGUUUGUCAGCAAGGUGGAUAUCAAGUACAAGCGAAUGAACAGCAGCGAGCGCGUGAGGAUCAUCAACUCAGGCAGCGCCACAUUUCCACGACCAGGCUUUGAGACGUUUUUGAAACCGGAGGACGCUAGCGACCCAGACAGUGAUCUGAGCAGGAGUUUGAACCUGAUUCCCUACAGUACCGUCACCCCCCAGCGGACUCAGAGGAAAAGACCGGUCCUGUUCUCUCCCACUGCUCUCGCCAAUACUAUUAUCCAGAAAAUACUCAACAUGGGGGCAGCCAUGGACUUUAAUAUCUGCAAACCAGACACUCUCUCCAAAGAAGAGUUUCAUCUAAAGCAGAACGUGGAGCCCUUCAUUCACUACAAAGAGAAACAUGCAACAUUUGAAUGCAUCACCCGAGAAAACAUAGAAGCUGUCGCUGCUAAGGGCAAACACUGCCUGCUGGAGGCUGAGCUGAGCUGUGUCAAAGACCUUCUGCGGAGAGAAAUCUACCCGAUAAUCAUCUACAUCAAGAUCUGUGAGAAGAAUGUCAAGAAGUUACGAAAGCUGCCUAUGCGUGUGGAGUCGGAGGACGAGUUCGUGCGAUCGUGUCGAGCAAAGGAGAAGGAGCUCGAGGUCAUUCCCUGCCUCUACGUCAGCCUGGAGCCCGAGGCCUGGACGGGGACGGACGACCUCAUCAGGAUCAUCAAAGACAGAAUACUUGAGGAGCAGAAGAAGACGGUGUGGGUGGAGCAGGACCUCCUGUAGACUCACACAACAAUUUGUACAUGAAACGUAAAGGUGUAUCUGAGCCCCCAUUAAAACUUAUAUAUUAAAAAUG
Messenger RNA from Labrus mixtus (cuckoo wrasse), 3779 nucleotides. It is a transcript of the gene card11, whose product is annotated as caspase recruitment domain family, member 11. The transcript is spliced from 25 exons. Lineage: Eukaryota; Metazoa; Chordata; Actinopteri; Labriformes; Labridae. Gene Ontology annotation, molecular function: protein binding. Gene Ontology annotation, biological process: regulation of apoptotic process. Bases 218 to 3706 code for a protein of 1162 amino acids. The record is from RefSeq and is a predicted model, not a curated record.